Molecule: messenger RNA, 2050 nt
Organism: Marasmius oreades (fairy-ring Marasmius)
Lineage: Eukaryota; Fungi; Basidiomycota; Agaricomycetes; Agaricales; Marasmiaceae
Exons: 4
Coding region: 40-1962 (640 amino acids)
Source: RefSeq, a predicted model, not a curated record
GUCACGGCUCACUAUAAGAUAAUAUAAAGCGCCGCCGGAAUGAGCACGGAGCUUUCAGUAGAGCUGAACUGUGCUAUCAUUCACACAGGCUCUAAUCUCCAUGAUCACUUCAUCGUCCAGUUGUCUAUAGGGGAAUAUAAACAGAAGGUGAACAAUGGUACUGUUCGACGCACAUUCACAAAAGCGAUUCAAUCGCAACUUCGUUUCGUCCUUGACCAAAGCGAUCUAUUUUUCUACAAGGUCAUUGAUGGCGGGCGUGUUGAAACCAUUACGACUGAGACCGUUCCUUUACCAACGGAGGUGGGUGAGAGGAUUCAGAAUUUCGUGACUUUGGAAAGCAAAUUGGGCGAUUCAAGAAAACUGCCCGAUGCAGCUAUACACGUUGUCGUCGCAAUUCGGGAAGGCGCAGCGCUCCGCUACAGUGCAGAGGAUAACGAGGCUGUUACUCGACCGCUUGCUGGUGAGAAUGAACGUUAUAUCCAGGCACGAAAUACGAAAGUAAAAUCUCCCUCUGUGGGAUCGAAAACCUCGGAAUAUCUGAAGACGCAAGCGGUUGCGCACAAAGCAAUAUAUGACGGCCUUCACUCGCCCUCUUCCAUAGCCACCAUUGCCCCGCCGCUCCAUAUCUUCCAUACCGUCUUUCAACAAUUCACACAUGAUGCUAAUGAGUUCACCACCUCUUUACCUCCUGCUUUUCUUGAGAAGGUCCUUCGUCUGAUGGUCCAUGCGGCCACAAUUAAGUCGGGUAAUGAAGUUCAGUGGAAUGCUGAAACUAGGACCCUCCUUGCCGCUAUUCUGGAUGGGCAUGUCGUCACAGAAGCAAACUUGGAUAUGUCUUCCGCCGACGCUCUUUCCAUGGUCGAGCUCGGUGACAAUAUCCAAUUUUCGUUGCUUAUUGGAGAAUUCAAAUGUAACCUCGGAGAGGCAGGAUGUGAUCUGACUAUCCAAUCCGGUAAUUCGAUGCGGCGAGUAUUCCAGGAUCCUACGCACGAAACAAUAGUCAAUGCUUGUUGCUGUCCGGUCUUUAUGAUCGCUAUUGGGGGACCGUGGCUCACCGUUCUGGGCGGUGUUUUGACAGAUCGAUUCAUCGUCCAACGUCUCACAGAUAUGUUAUGGCUGGCGCCGUCUACUACACACGACGAUCGACGUGUACAUCAUGUCGCCCGCGUGUUUAACGCCCUUUCUAAGUCUUUGGGCACGCUACGGGACUUCUACACUGAUAUAGAGACCUCUGCACCUCCAUUCGAUCCUAGCAAGCCCCACCCUCGCAAUUUUCCUUAUCCUAACUCCUUCUUUCAGAAUGGAGAACUACUUAUAUUCAGAUAUCUCAGAGCUCUCGAAGACGACUCACGGUGUGUCACCUAUUUGGCAGAGAUUGAAGGAAGAGAGUCAUCCGGGCAAAAAAUAGUCGUCAAAUUUGUGGAAAGGUAUGGAGCAGAGGUCCAUGAAUUUCUGGCGGCACAGGGACAUGCUCCGCAGCUCCGUUUUUAUGGCGCUCUCCCUGGCAGGUCUGUCCAGAACUCUCAAACAACGGCACCACAACCCUCCGAACGAUAUACCAACUGUGUGAGCCCAACCCCGGCCACCAACAUGCAGAUGGUGGUGAUGGACUAUGUUGAACCCGCCUUCAGCAUGCUCCCCCAUAACGCUCCAGAGCAGCUUCGGCAGAUUCUCAAUAAUCUGCAUGAGAAGGGAUAUGUCUUAGGUGACCUUCGUGAACCGAACAUCAUCAUUGACUCUGAAGAGAAAGUCAAGCUAAUUGACUUUGAUUGGGCUGGACUUUACAAUAAUGAAAUUGGGGACAGUGCAGCUUCAGCUCUGGUUGAUAAUGAGGCCGCACAGGAUUCCAGGUUCACCCAUUAUCCCCUUUCAUUAUUUACCAAUCUGUUCUUAGGUGCAAAACCACUCUAUCCCAUCCGUCCUUCCCAUGACAUUGCAAUGCUUGAAAAGCUAUUUUCCUAAUCACGAUCUCCUUUUCUCUGCAUUAUCAACCUAUGUGCCUGUCACAUCGAACAUGUUGGGACCAAUUUCUGUUGCCAACGUCAAUGCC